CUUGGGGUACGUAGAUCCAUCCAUCAUCACCACGAGCGGCAAGCGUAACCGGACAGGGCCGCAUCAUGAGGCGCUUCUUCGUUACCCACGCGGCAAGCGUGUCGGUACUCGUUCUUCUAGCUGUCAACACCAUCGUACAUGCGGCAGUGGACGUGACGUUUCAUUCGCUGUGGAGUGCCAGUCCACUACAUCACGUGGUAAUCACCACCAACGAUCAUUGGCAAGACGUUCCCGACGCACAAGUUUACACAUUCCUUGCACGCCCGACCACCGUGCUCGUAUCGUAUUCGGUGACUGUGUUCCCUGAGAUCGCAUCGCUUCCGUCCACUGGCGGGUUCGCCAUCAUCGAUGAGACCAAAGCCAAAGGCAGCGACGAUCUUCUUGCGUUUCGGGUGGUCGUCGACGCAUUCCCAGCGCGGCAAUCUGGAGCGUCCACGGGUUACUUUCAAACUGAAUCGUCCAUUGUCAGCGGGUACUGGGCCACGUCACUCGCCGCCGGAAACCACUCAAUACACCUCCAAUGGAAAAAGCUCGGGAUGUACGUAACCAAGUGGUCGAUCAAUCCAGAUAUAGGCACAGGGUUCUCAGGAGGAUGUUCCCUUGUGGUGGCUGCCCAGCGCGCGGGCAUGUGGUACUCGCAGCCAUUGACCGCCAUCGCAGUCCUCAAGCCGUUGGAGUGGGAGCCCGUGAUGACAUUGAGUUUCACUCUGGCCACCAAGAUGAAUGUCCGGGUGCUUUAUCACAUUCCAGUUCGACCAGACACGCUGCGAGUUGACGGGGCGGGAUACGCUCUGGACGAAGUCGACGCGGUCGUCGACGUGGAUGGGAGUCGGUUCCGUGAAACCAGCGCGACAGUUUUGACCCAAGCCAAGUUCAGCCAGCCGGGGGUGCUGCUGGGGGACGUCACGUUGCCCCUAACACGGGGCGCGCAUGUCGUGACCGUGCUGUGGCGGCUGAGCUCCCCCACGGGGCGCAAGUGGCGGUCCAUGCCAUCGCUGUACGACGGCUUUAUGAUGGGCCGCCUGCUCGCUGUGAUGGGGGAAACCCUCAACGAUGUUGUCUAUGUGUCCAAGGACCCGACCAUCUACUCGGGCGUGCCGUCGUCGCAAUGGUACAACGUCGGGUCACCCCUUCGCUUUCACGUAGCCGCGACGUCGAAUGUGCUGGUGCAGUACUUUCUUCCGGUGCAGUUUCUGCGACACCCGUCGUUCCUGUCGUUCAACCAACUCGACGUGGGCGACGUCGGUGCCCGCUUGGUAGUGGACAACCAGCCGUAUCGAACGACGGGGGCAACGAUCAGCGGCGCGUCCAGGGGCGCCCAGACGGCCCAAGGAAACAUGGUGUUGAGUUUGCAUUCUGGAACCCAUGUGAUUCGACUGCAGUGGCAAUAUACACAACCCGGCGGGCUGGAGGCGCAGGACAUGGUGACGAUCUUGAACCACCUGAGUAACAACAACCAGGUCGUGGAGCUGUCGGUGCAAAUGGAUUUGUGGGUCGACAGCCCCGUCCUCGUUGCCCCCGUCGCCAUCCAUGGAGUUGAAAACCAACCAUUUACCAUCUUGCCGCCUGUCACGGUGCAAGAUGCCAGCCCAGACAGCGUUGUGGAAAUCAACUACGCGGUCGUCGUGUCGUUUGCAGCGCAGAAAGGACGACUGGACGUGUUGCCUUCGCCUAGUUCUGCGAUGACGUUUCUGUCGCAGAAUACAAUGCAAGGUCCAUUGUCUGACAUCAAUGAAGCCCUGGCCACCCUCACGUACACGCCCCCUGCGUCGUGGUACGGCACAGACACGAUCACGCUCACUGUCGCAGAUGCCAAGGCGUACGACGUGGAGCCUGUCUUUGGGCCCGCCACGGUGGUUGCCGUCACCGUCACACAUACCCCUCGUCCCCCCGGCCUGGUCUUACCUCUGGUGCAAUCGUCCGUGGCAGAAGACGGCAGUGUGGUCGUUCAAGGGCUGAGCGUGCAAGGAGACUUUACCUCUGUCACAGACAAUGGGUUGUUUAUCUCUCAAACGGUGGUUGUAUCGUUGCAAGUGUCUAGUGGUUUGUUAUCACCACAUGCAUCUGAAAAUGUUGUGUUUACGCUCGGGUCGGGUUCUGGAGAUGCGCACAUUCGCAUGCAGGGCAAUGUGACAGAUAUCAACCAUGCAUUAGCAUCGAUCGUGUACACUCCGGACGAAGACUUCAACUCGAUGCAGCACGUCGAGUCGUUGGAAGUGAUAGCCACGGAUGCCAAGAGCCAACUCACCGCGACCGCGUCCAUUCCGAUUCAAGUGCUGCAUCGAAACGAUCCGUCGACGGUGGACACGGUGAAGCCCUCCGUGGACCUGCGAGGGUACUCGCUCCAGGUGGCCCCGUCCGCUGCAGGUGAAAUCAUCUUUGUGCGACUUCAAGUUCAUUCUCCAUUGGGGCGAGUGAGUUUGCCGUCGGCGUCGACCAACGCGGUGUUUGCCACGAGCGCUCGAACGGCCCGGACGUUGGUCGUGCACGGUGUCGCAGCAGACAUCCAACAAACCAUGCAGACGAUCCGGUAUUCGCGGCACGGGGCGUUUUAUGGAAACGACCUCGUCUCAAUCGAAUGCAGCGCAUCGCCGACGUUCGAGACCAGUGAUCAGUCGUUCAUGCAGCUGCAGUUGUCCAAGGUGACGGCGUCCCUGAAUGCAGGUGUGCAGCUAUCGUCGAUCGCCCCAACGCAUGGGAGGCCUGAAGGAGGUACCGUUGUUCGGUUAACCGGUUCCAGCUUGGACGGGGCGGGCCUGUCUUGUCAAUUCGGCUCGGGGGAGCUGGUGCCCGUCGUUGCGAGCAGCUCCACGCAGGCCUCUUGUACUGCGUCGUCCGCGGGAUCUACCAAAGAUACGUUUGUUGUCGUGACCGAUGGCUUUGCCAUGUGGUCCAACAUUAUGCGAUACAGCUACGAUGAUCCGUGGGUCAUCGCCAGUGUGACACCGUCCGCGGUAACCCAAGCCUCCGUGCUGGUCUGGUCAGGACUGCAUCUCCCCAAUGCGAUCAACAUGACGUGCCAGUUUUCGACUGGCGCGUCGACCAGAGCGACAUACAUUUCAAAUCGCCAAGUUGAAUGCAAUAUGCCGCCAUUGGUAGGCCCAACCACGCAACUGGACGUGGUGUUUUCUCCAAACAACGGCGCAGACGUGUCCUCUGUGUACACGCUAACAGUCUAUGGAGACUUGAAGGUCGUUAGGAUGUGGCCAGACCAAGGACCCAGUGGAGGCAACACUCCCCUUCAAAUCCAAGUCACGAUUGUAUCUGCCACCAUGUUCUGUCGAUUUGACGGUGAUCACAAAGUGACAGCGACUGUUGUGAAUGCCACGACUAUUCAAUGUGUGACACCGUAUUUUAGUAAGCGGGGACAUGUGUCUGUGUCUGUGAGUUUGGACGGCAAGCACUUCGUAGCUGCAUCGUCAAUGUUCGUCGUGUAUGACACGCCGCACGUUACAUCCAUAUUUCCCCCGCUCGUUCGCCCUGCCGACUUUGUCACUGUCCAAGGCAUCCACUUUCCAGUCCCGAAUGAUGUGAUUUGUUUAUGGCAAUCCGCGGCGACGGGAGCUGUGCUAGCUCAGAGUGCACUAGUACCUUCAAAUAUGGGAACGAACAACUCUACCGUUCGUUGCCAAGUUCCGACGACUCUUCAAACACCAGUGGAGGUACAAGUGGACCUGUCGUUCAACGGUAUCGACUUUACGGCAGACAAUGUCAUUGUCACCGUUGUGACAACGUUGUUUUCAAUCGCUCCCACUUUUGUGUGGAACGUGGGUCUAUUCAAGGACAUUUGGAUCACCGGACCAAAUGGCCAUUUGGAUGUGGCUGGCAGCGCUCUGCAAUGCCAAGUUGGGUCGUCCAUAUCGCCCGUCGCGGCAACCGUGAUCAACUCCACGACUGCCACGUGUCGUGUGCUAUCAACAUGGCUUCAAUCCGACCUCGAAACCACAUUGACGUUUGGGUAUGCCGGGAGUCGUCUACCUCUGGGAACGUUUCCGUUUACUUUCGUGUCUCCCAUGACCAUCACAUCGAUGGCGCCACGGUUUGGACCGGGUGGCGCGGCUGUCACCAUGAUUCUGGCCAAGCCCCUGUCGUUAAGAAUGCAGGAAGCAGUCGGGUGCACCUUCGGGAACUUGUACGCUCGUGGGCAGGUGGUGAAUGGCAGUGUCGUGACCUGUGUGGUGCCCAUGACAGACUCUCCAACAACGUCAGUUCCAGUGUCGUUGGUUGUGGACAACCAAUUAGCAUCGUGGACGCCCGUGUAUUUCACGUACAUUGUACCGCCGACGAUGCUAGACAUUAUUGUGGUCCAGCGCAACCCAACCAUUGUGGUCGUUCGCACAACGGGCCCCCUUUUGCCAAACCUGUCGUGUUUGUUUGGAAACGAUCUCAUAACCCCAGCCACGACAAGAAUGGAUUCGCUCGAGGUCGAGUGCAUGGCUCCCCCGCCUUCGUCGUCGGUAUCUGGAUCCAUGCAAGUGCAAUUGCUGUACGAAAUGAUGCCGUACGCAGUCAACACAUUAACGUACCAGCCCCUUCCACCUGCCCAAGUCACAGCUGCGACUCCGAAUGUCGGGUUCAUCCAAGCCAACACGACCAUCGUAUUGCAAGGCAGCGGGCUUUCUGUCCCCUUGGUGUGCCAGUUCACAUGCUAUCCAGCGGACUCACCCUUCUCCACAUCGACAGCCCUUUUGUUGUCGUCGUCGAUGGCCCAAUGUGUCGCGCCUUCGCUUCCAUCGCCAGCCUUAACGGGUUGCUCUGUAUUGCAAGUCGUCGUCUUGGAAUCCCACACUGUGUUAUGGAGCUACGAGUUUCGAUACAUUGACCAAUCCAUGUUGCAAAUCCCCCCAGUAGUUGGGCGGCCAACGCUCCAAUUGAACGCGCCAUUCGUCGUUGACGCCAUGUGGGAUCUUGUCGUUCCCCCGGCUUCGAAUUUGAUUGCGUGUAGCUUUGACGACUUUUCCGACCUUGGUUCGUCUGUGGUUGUGACGCCUGCGAUCUCCGCCACACGAUUAUCGUGUCAUGUCCCCCGUGGGGCAAUUGGCGUCGGAGUCGUGCGAGUGCUUUGGCAGGAGUACGCCAUCUUCACCACGGACAUCGAAGUGAUUCCACCGGCGCGAGUGGAUUCGUACACUCCGUCGAUUGGAGCUACGACUGGAGGCACUCGACUCCGCAUUCGUGGCCAACGGUUCCAUCCAGCGUUGCCAUUGCAAUGCCGAUUUGAAGGGAGUUUGGCUGUGAAUGCCCAGUACAUGAACGAAACGCUUGUCGAGUGUGUGACGCCGCCGCGUGCACAACUCAACCAGACAAACGUGGAAGUGGUCGUGGGCCGUCAAGUCGUUUCGUUGCAACCUGGCUUCACCUACUUGGAUCCACCAACACUUGUCAAGGCAAUAGGAGGAUUGUUGAGCGUAUCUGUCCAAGUUUCAUUAAAUUCGCGACCCCAAGAACCAUUCGACGUGUACUGCAACAUUGCCAACAUCACUACCUUUGGCGAAUGGACGAAGAAUUCGACUAGUGUUCGAUGUGACGGCGGCGGGCCGUCGUCGGUGUCAUUGAGUUGGAACACGCAAGAAUGGAGUGAACGGCUGCCCAUUCAUGUGUCUUCUAGCGUGACGUCGUUGUGGCCUAUGAAGGUAUUCGCACGCCAAGCCCCGCAGUUGAUUAAAGUAGCCGGACAAGGCUUUUUUUUAGCCUCGCACUGUGUCGUGGGGACCAAACGUCGCGUAGUUGUUAACGCUACUGACGACAUUGUGUUUUGCCUUGUCCAUAGCGAUGAUCUGGGGGACAAUGCCGUCUCCGUGAGUAUCAGUGUGAACAACGGCCAGAUCGUUCUCGCUUCCAACUUGACAGUCGCAGUGUUCCCAGCCCCGACGCUUGAAGCCAUCGAACCUGCGUUUGGGUCAGUGUUGGGAGGUACACUGCUGCACAUGUGGGGGUCGAAUCUGCCCGUGGAAGAUGGCUCGGCGUGGUGCCAAUUUCGUCCCACCGUGGCAUCACGGGCCAUCAUCUGGAACACCUCGCUGGCUACGUGCACGACACCGCCAUUUACGAGCAUCGACGGCGACACCGAUCGAGUUCUGGUCACGCUGUGGGUGAGUUCGAGCGAUGUGUCGACGAAUGCGGUUGCGUAUGGUAUUGGUGCUAGCCCACAGCUGACACUGGUUUUAUCUCCAGGAUUUCUCUGGACAAACGCUACUCCCCAACCACUUUCUGUUCGAGGGACAUUCUUGAGAGACUCCAAGUGGAUGUCGUGUCGAUUGAUGUGUUCCGAUGGUCCUGGCAUUUACGAGGUGGUAGAGAUGACGGCUGCCCAGUGGAUCGAUGAAACAGAAGUCACGUGUGUUGGAGUGACGUGGCCAAUCGCCGGUUCAUUAGCAAUUCAAGUUUCCAACAACGGAUUUGACUUUGAUUCGAAUACGCUCCAUAUCCCAGUGGUGAACGUGCCUCAAAUUCAUGCCGUCAGUCCAUCGCAAGGGCCACCGAACACCGUGCUUCACAUCCAGUGGACAUUGGACCCAGCCUUCAAUUUGACUCAAGUGGCAUGUCUCCUGCAGCAGCCCACGGACGACGGAGUGGUGGCGGCUAGUACUACUAGUAGUAGUCUUACCAUCCCCGCGGUGAGUUUCAAUCACACGGUUGUGACCUGCAUCGUGGCCAAAGACACUCGACCGUCCACGGCGUUGAUUUGGCUGGUCGUCAACGACCAUCCCCAGCGAAUUCCCACAAUGGCUGCAUUCCAGAUCACUCCACAGCCCAUAUUGGACAGGGUGUACCUUCAACGUGGACUCCUUGGCUCGAGCGUGCACCUCGUUGGGACCAACUUCCCCUCUUCAGCUACCUGUCUGUUUCGUGUCAAUAUAAGUGAGGUGACUGUACUUGCCACUGUUACGAAUGCUUCGUUUGCAGCAUGCACCGUCCCCGCGAUGGUUCGUCAAGGUCAAGUUGCCCUUGGGGGUAGUUCGUUCUCGAUAUUUCAAGACGUUUGUGGUGCGACUGUCAAUUCAUUCUGGCCAGCUCUGGGACGUACCGGUGGUGGUACCCAAGUUAUUCUGCAAGGGUCCGGGUUUGCAGAUUCUGCCGCAUUGCGAUGCCAAUUUGGCGACGUUGAUGUGCCCGCAAUGUGGCUGUCCCCGUCCAACGUGUCGUGCCAAACGCCGCCAUCACAACAUGGUAAUGCAUCCCUGGUUUCUCUUUCACUUUAUGGGUGUGGGAAUGGCACGUCCACGUUCUUCUUUUAUUACAUUGACCCCCCGACCAUCGAUUACGCCGAGCGACAUGACGACGUGGGCGAAAUCCGGGUGUUUGUGUCUUCUGCGACUGCUGGAUGGCCGAGCAACGUCAGCUCGGUCACGUGCCACGCAGACAACCGACUGGUCCAAGGACGUUGGUUCGUUGGAAUGAACAGAGUGACGUGUCCUGUCUCUGUGUCUGUCCAUCGAGUUGGGCUGUCACUCAACGGAGUGGACGUGUCGAAUGUUGUGCUGGUGCGAGACAAUUUGCUUGUGUUGGUGGACAUCGUGCCUCGAAUGGGAUCUGUCGCCGGUGGACUCGUUUCUCUGAUCUCUACUGUGUUCAAUGCGUCGCGAUCGUAUGGAUGCGUGGUGGACAGACAAGUCCGUGUGGACUUGGUCGUGAUCAAUGCCACGCAUGGGCAAUGCAUGUUGCCGUCGUUCGACGGGUCGGACACGACGACCCACAGCAUCUCGUACUUUGAAAACCAAGCGGAUUAUGGUGAUACAGCUCCGCAAAGCAACACACUGGUGUACUGGGUAGUCCAGCCCCCUCAAGUCGACUCCAUCGACCCGGUACUCGCCUUUCAAUCCACGCUCACCACCGUCGCGUUGUUGGGACGUAAUUUCAUCGACUCGCCAAUGUACCAGUGUCGUAUUGGGAAUACCAGUUUGCCCGCGAAUUGGAUCAGCCCGACACAACUGAAUUGUGUGAUUGCCGUUGAGCUCCACGCGAAUGAGUACAGCGUCGGCUUGCUUUUCGCCGCAGAUGCAUCCAAUUUCCUAGUUCCGCAGCCACUCAAAUUGACCAUCUUACCCGACCCUGAGAUUGCCUUCAUCACUCCCACCCAUGGGAACGAAUUAACGACAAUCACAAUCGUCGGGUCGUCGUUUCCACAGCUAGUCAUGUGCGCCAUGGACCAAGCGUUCGUUCAACCAACCUUUGUCAACCAAACGAUGGUCGUCUGCGCCGUCCCGCCUCUGCUUUCGAUUCCGUCCGUCCUGAAGAUUUCUCUGGCUGUGAAUGGUCACACCAGCCUAGCGUCGGUGCUAUUUUCCGCUGAAGCCCCGCCGGCGAUCCUUCAAGUGUUUCCAGCUACUAUCGCGUCGACAUGGACGUCUCCGUUCCAGCUCAUGGGGUUGUUUACGAACACAACGCUACAAGUGCAAUGUCGAUUUGAAUCAACGUCGUGGCCACUAGUAAAAACGACUAUGGGCACCAUUGGCAAUCAAUCUACACUGGCCUUUUGUCCGCCGCCAAAGGUCUCUCCAUCGCUACGGAUUGCGCUGAGUGUCUCCACCAACGGACAAGCGUUCAGCAACCGUAUAAGUGUGUCGAUUGUGUCCCCCGCAACGUUGGCCUCGGUGCAGCCAUCCACCGUGAUCUUCGGACCCAAUUCCACCUCAGCCUUUGUGUCUUUACUGGGCUACAACAUGCCCACCGAGUGCACUUGUGAGUUUCGACUCGCUGGACAAGCGGUAGCUGUCAGCAGCAGUGCCACGUGGGUCUCGUCGUUCAAAGUCAACUGCAUUGUGCCGCCUUCUCUGGGCGUAAACACAUAUGCGAUAACGCUAGUAUAUCAAGGCAUGCCGCUGGCCCAAAAUGCGUUGCGUGUGGAGCUGGCUCCGGUUCCCACUGUGAUUCAAGUCUACCCCACAGCGACUGCAACGUUGCAAAACUCGUCCAUGACGAUCGUUGGCUCUGCGUUUUCAGCCAACACUCGGUUCAUGUGCUCGUUCGGAGAUAAGUUUGUCCAAGCGGUGCGAACCAAUUCGACUAUGCUGUCGUGCUUGAUUCCGUCCACCGCUGUGCCUAACGUUGUCGCGUUUACGCUCACGGGAAACGACGUGGUUGUGUUAGUGAAUCAGUCGUUUACGUACUUUGCGACCCCCCAAGUCGUGGAGAUCGUGCCGUCUAUCCUGCACCCUACUACUAGAUGCGACACUGUCGAUAUCCGUGGGUUCGAUCUCGUGCCCAUUCGAACGUGCCAUUGGGUGGCGCAACCAACUACGCCAACCGUCGUCGUCACAAGGGCCUUAUAUGUGAAUUCCACGCUCGUCCAAUGCAAUCUCGACACGGUGUUGGCCACAGGAACGUACAAUGUGUACGUACUUUGGAAUGGCCACGACCUAUCGCGAGUGGGAACCGUUCAAGUGGUUCCAGCGUUGCACUUGACGUCGAUGGUUCCGUCGUUUGGAAUGACGUGGCAGUCGGAGGUUGUUUUGUUUGGCUCAACCUUUUCCCCUCGAGAAACCGUGUGGUGCUAUUACGACUUGAUCCACGUUGAAGCGAUCGUUGUAAACUCGACCGCCCUACGGUGCAAUUUGCAGUUGAGUCCAGCCCAAAUCAAGACCCACCACGUCGUAUACGUUGCUGUUACAACCAACCAAGUCGAUUAUUCCAAUGCUCUGCCGUUUCAGUUUGCCCCAGAGUUUUACGUACGGGCGGCCAUGCCGGCCACGGGUACCGUCGCGGGCCAGUCGGAAGUGUACAUCGUGGGGUACUUUCCUGUCCAAUCUGGCACGUUUGAAUGUCGAUUCGGCUCGGCGUUUGUACCCGCGACGCCAUUGAAUUCAUCGUAUUUGGUGUGCUUGUCCCCGCCAUCUCCCACGUCGUCUGGUGUUCCGUUGGCUGUGGCUUGGAAUGACCUUGUCGUGGACAAUACAUUGUCGUUUGAAUAUGUCGACGCGUUCAAGAUUGUGCGUGUCCGACCGAUUUUCGUUCCAGUAGACAGUGCCGUGAAUUUGGAGGUCACCACCAACGGGGGACUAUCGCACGAGGACGCUGGUUCUAUCGUGUGCGGGGAUUUUGCACUGGCCCACAUCGUCAACUCAACAAGUAUGGUUUGUCCGUUCAGCUCCAAUCGCUUGGGUAUCCACACCAUUUACAUGCAGAACAAUCGACAACGAACCGUCCUUGGACAAGUGCAGGUCACAGUCUUAUCAGUGCUCGACAUUGACAACGUCACCCCCACUCAAAUUUCAGAAGCUGGUGGCGCAAUGGUCACCGUUCGAGUGGCCACCGACGACAUCAUGUCGUUGCAAUGCCGGUUUGGUGCAAACUCGAGUACUGUACAAGCCACGUACGUCUCGCAAAGGCACUUCACAUGCGCCGCUCCGCCUUCCAAACCAGGUCCAGUAACAGUGUCGUUUAGCUACAAUGACUUUGCCACACCUGCAAUGGCAUCUUGGAGUUUGCAGUACAGAGCCAUGGUCACCCUUCACCAGGUGACCCCUCGGGUAGGUCUUACGUUGGCGGCGUCGUCGACAGAAGUCAUGGUUCGAGGAACGAAUUUCUGGCCAUCCGUGCAUUGGCAGUGCCUUUUCGGUCGAUCCAACGUUGUGCCGGCGGUGUUUGUCAACAGCACCGCGAUUGCAUGUGCAGCUCCGGCUUUCGUGUCGGACACGACUGUGGACGUGUUUGUGAGCUGGAAUCGCCAAGAAACCAGCACCAACAGCGUCUUGUUCCAGGUCAUUUCGAUCCCGACAACUCUUGCAAUGCGAGUCGCACGGCAAGACCAGAUGAAUGCAACGGUGGUCGUCUACGGGGCGAGCGGGCAUUUUACGCCUGGCACGUACACUUGUGGUGUAUAUACCACGGCCAAUAACAACAACGUCAGUGGACCGAUCAUGGUUGCAGCAAGUCUGGUCAAUGCUUCAUCUGGGUUGGAGUGUAUCGUUCCGUCUAGCUUCGUCACGACAGACUUGACCGUCGACGUGUGGUUCCAAACGUCCAAAGUGGCAGCAUCUGUCGGCUUUGUAGUGGACUCGGCGGCCGAUGUCCUACUUAGUGGAUCGUAUUUCGUCCAAGAACCCCGUGUUCAGUUGUUUGGAGUGGGCUUGCACACGCACUUGCUGUGUGACUUUGGCGGGUCGGUCGUUGGUGUUGAGAAUGUGUUGCCAUAUGUGAUUCAGUGCACGUUGCCCCGAUCAACAACACCAACAACCACGCUGGUCGUGCGAGCUGGCCAGUCCCUCGUUGUCUUGCGGUCGUACGAGCUACCACGAGCCGUGCCGCCAGUAGUUCAAGCCGUGCUGCCCAAUUUCACGUCGUCGUUCAUGCUUGUGAAUGCCGAUUCCACCACCGUUGAAAUCAUUGGCACCCACUUUCAGCCGCUCGCGUCUGCGUACUGCGUCGUGAACUCAACCGUUCGAAUUCCGCUUCAAUUCGUGUCGACCUCGUCCAUGACGUGCAUUCUAUCGUCAAGGACGACGACAAGAUUGCCUCUAGGGGACGCAAUUCCGUUCGGAAUCGAGUACGGUGACGUGGUUCUGUUCUCGACAGUGUGGAAAACUUCCACGGGACCUUCUUUGAAGGCCAUGCCGCCAUUGAUAACAUACGGAUCGAAGAUGGACCUCCGCGGCACAUCGUUUCUGCCGAGUUUGUGGAUUCGCUACGGCAAUGACUUGGUGGUUCCGUGUAACGUGACGUCGGACUCGGUGGCCACGUGUCCAGCGCUGGCUAGCGGGGCGCACCCAACCGAGUGGGACGUUGCGUUAUCGACAAACGAAGGAAGGCAGUUUGUGUCCUUUCCCACCUUCGUCUUGGCCAUGAAACCUGCGGAGGCAGAGGUCCUUGACGUGUGGCCAUUGAUUGGAUUUGAGAACACUUCAACUCGAGUAACAGUUGAAGGUUAUUCCUUGGACACGCUGGAAACGCUAACAGCGGCAUCCUCGUCAACAGUGCAGUGUCUAUUUGGCACUGUGGCUUCGGCCGCCGUGGUCGCAUCCCCCACGGAACUGCACUGCAUGGCCCCGCGGCAAGCCCCUGGCCUUGUCACACUGUCCAUCGUUCCAGCAACAAUGUUCCGUCAGCUCAAGUCAUUUACCUUCCAGUACAUCGUACGACCAGUCCUGGUCAGUGUGCAACCGACUGUCGGAAGUGGCGGAACGCUCGUCACCGUUACAAUGUCGUUCAUUCCGUUCACUCCUACGCUUUCGUGCCAGUUUGAUGUGGAUAUGGUGCCGGCCAUGUAUGUGAAUUCCACGACGAUUGUAUGUCAAGCGCCUCGAUACCACUCGGCAGGCCGUGAGGCAUUGCGUGUGUUCCUGGACUCGGAAAACGAAGUCAUGCCCUCAACGUCAGCAUCAGCUACGUUUGAGUUCCGUCCGACGCCGGUAGUGUCCUCCGUAUGGCCUGACUACAUGUUGGACAAGGCAGAUGCCAUCUUGACCGUGCAUGGCUUCAAUCUUGACGUGAAUACGUCGUGUGUACUUGCCUGCAUAUCGUCGUCCAACCAGUCUGUUCUAGUCCAUAUCAAUACCACGGUGAUCUCCCCAACUGAAGUGCAAUGUGCAGUGAAAAAACACGGACGUUCGUGGCCAACCGAUGUAUCGUUGUACGUGUCAACGCUCGAGUCGAUCCAUUCCAAUGCCAUCAGCAUCAAGGUUCUGCAUGCCGUGCAGCCCCAGCAGUGGACUCUGUCGCCCAAAAGUGGCUCCAUACAAGGCGGAUACAGCAUUCAAAUCACGGGAGCGCAUUUCCCGAUGCUCACAGUAACGUGUUGGAUUGGCACCGUGCAAGCUCGAGGCAUGUGGGUGAGUUCCCAUUUAGUGACAUGCCGACUUCCGGCAGCCCCGGACACGUCCCUGCGACAAGUCACUCUUCAAUUUGGGGAAAUUACCAUUCCAACGCCCCUAGACUUUCAGUACACCGCCAACGCGGUCGUGCAGAGUUGCACCCCGUCCACUGGCAUUGCCAAUCUCCCUACAUUCAUUGAUGUUGCGGGAAUGCACUUUGCCUUUUCCCAGGAUGUGCAAUGUCAGUUUGAUCUCGUGUCGACGCCUGCCAUCCAUUUGUCGUCGACGUCUUUGUGGUGUCUCACGCCGCCACGUCACGUGGAAGGUACCGCGACGUUUCAAGUCGUGUCUGGUCUCGAUGUCCUUUGGACGAGCACUUUCACGUUUAUUCCGAUGCCGACUUUACACCGUCCUCCGUACCCGCUGGUGGGUUGGCCGUCGUCGACAGUGCACUUGAUGGGAUCUCAUUUGAUGUAUGUGGCGUAUUGCCAAUUUGGCGAUGCGACCAUCGUGCCAGUGCAAACGAAAAGUUCCACCCUUGUCACAUGUACGGUGCCCAACAACACACUGGGAAUGAUGUCUACCUCUAGCGUGUCUGUACGAGUCACUGCGGACGAGUUGCUGCCAACCACGCCGCUUCCGUUUACGUACAUCCGUCCCAUGUCGAUCACGUCCUUGGCCGUGCUUUCCAGCCACGUAUUGGAUGUAAUUGGGCAUUUCUACGACGCUUUGGAUCGUGUUGAUUGUGUCUUUGGCCUUGCUGGAAACACGUCAGGCGCAGUGGUGUCAUCCACACGGUUGAAAUGUCCGAUUCCUGACCGACAGAACACCACCGACGAGCUGGCCACGACUCCGUUUUCUGUGGUGUGGAAUUCUUGCAACGAAAUCCCGACAACCCCACCACUGCCCACAAAAGUCACGUUUACAUUUCCCAAGCCAGUCCGCGUCUCAAAGUUAGCUCCGGAUAGGGGGUCGGUGGAUGGAGGAACGCUGGUUCGCGUGUUUUUUGCUAGUGUUCCGAGCACGACGACGAGUGUGAAGUGCAUCUUUGGGUCGCAGUAUACCCUUGGUAGUUACGAAGCUGACCGUCGCAGUGUCGUGUGUGUGGCGCCCCGUGGAACCCCCAACGAAUCUGUCGAUGUGUCGCUCGUGGUGGACACUGCUUUGAUUGAAACAACGCUGAAGUAUCAGUACGUUGUCGUCCCUGAUGUUCUGUCCAUAGCCGUCAACUGGAUCAACGAAAUGGACUUGCAGCUUCGCGCGACUGUACGACCUCCGUUGUCGUCCAAUGCUACCGUGUGGCUACGAGCAAACGGAGGAGUGCCAUGUCGUGGAGUCAUUCUAAGCCAAACAGAGGUAUCAUGUGCCCUGACCAACGUUGUAAUCCAUACCACCCACCCAACGGACGAAUGGACGAUGGAACUGUCCGUCAAUGGAGUCGACUUCAAAGCCCUUUCAACCCAUCUAUAUAUCCGACCUGAACACAUGCAAGUGUUUGAGAUUACGCCGGCGUAUGCCAUGGUGAACACCUCCCAACAAGUGAUGGUCACGGGUCGUGGCUUUGAACUUUGCCAUCAACAACACAGGGGAGCGUUUUGCACGUGUGCAUUUGGAAAGGUUUCGACAGUCGCUCAGUACAUUUCCCGCACCUUGCUCACAUGCGAUGCCCCCCGCGCUUUCGUCGGUGAAGCGGUGCCGUUCGCACUGAUUGCCAACGGAACUAUCGUGCCUACGUCUGGCUCGGCUGGCCUCACGUUUGCAGUAGUACACAGUACUGUGGAUGCACUUUAUCCCCUUUCGGGGCUAGCUCGUGGCGGCGCUGUGAUCAACGUCCGAGGUUAUGACCUCGAUCCUCGUCUGGGGUGCUGGUUUGACGACAAGAUAUUUUUCCCGGCAACUGUUCUCAACUCGACGUGGCUGCAGUGUGUGGCACCUGCUCGCCGCACGUCGUCAACUGUUGCCUUGGCCAUAGUGUUAAGCUUAGAUCGUCAGCAGAUUUCCCCUGCCGUCAACUUUACCUAUGUCGAUACCCCCGUCGUCACCCAGAUGUCCCCCCCUGCUAUUUCUGACAUGGGCAGUCGCACUGUGUCCUUGGUCGUUGAAUCGUUUGUCGCUGGAAUGGAUUGGAGUUGUCGAUUCGAAACGUCGAGUGGCCAUAACUUUGCUGCGCCAGGAGUGUGGUAUGCUGAGAAUUCAACCUUCGCGUGCAACGUCCCUAACAUAAAGGAUUCCACGGCGGUGCUUGUUCACCUCGUGCUCAAUGGAAACGAGGUCAUUGAGACUGGAUGGCAGGUAGAUAUCCUUGCAUCCAACACGCUCAUGUCUGUCGUGCCCACACUAAUUCCCCGCGAUAUUGGGGUUCCAAUCGUCGUCCAAACGACGUUUGUCAUCCCCCGUUCCGUUAGCCUCCAGUGCAACUUUAUAGGGCCCAACACUACUGCGUACACUGUCCCAGCAUUGGCGGUGUCGACGACCAGCGUGGCUUGUGACAGUCCCCAGUUUGCACUUGCUGGAACUGCGACUCUAACCUUGGGUAUGUAUGGUCAAGCGUAUAGUACCAAUGCGCUGUCCAUGUACGUGUACGAUCGUCCGCUUGGGGUCAGCGUGCUUCCUGCGUUCGGACCCGUUGGUGGCAAUGUAUCUGUGCGUGUGUUGGGAACGAAUUUCUUGCCGUCCUUGGACCUGGCAUGUCGAUUUGGCUCUUCGAUAGCUGUACUCGGUCGUUACAUUUCUAGUAACGAAGUGCAUUGUGUUGCGCCUCCGUCCAUCAUAGCUGGCAUGGUCGACGUGUUUGUAACACUGAAUGGACUGUACUUCGACCCGCUGUCUCUCCAAUACGAGUACUUGCCCGAGUGGCACAUCCGCACCGUGACACCGUCGAACGCUCCUAUUUCCGGCGGCACGGCCAUUCAAAUCCUCUUAGCUUCUGCGACCUCGUUCAACGAAUCCGUCAGUUGCUCGUUUGAGCAUGGGGGGAUUGUGCCUGCCCGAACACUCUCAAACAACACGAUUGAGUGCGUGACGCCGCCCUUUGACCGCCCAACGUCGGUGCGACUCGGCCUUCAAACGUCGUCCUCUGGACUGACGCUGGCCCAAAGUGCCACUUUGAUUGAGUUUGUGUUGCCGAUUCAGAUUCAGUCCACGGCGCCCACGGCUGGCAUCGAACGGACAAAGCUGGCUGUGCACAUCUAUGGCUAUAACUUCCGUCCCACAGUGCAAUGCCGUGUCAACCACACAAUCAUUGAGGGUGGUGCCAUGCUCAUGUCGCCGUUCCAUGUCCGAUGCGUGAUCCCAGCUAAAUUGGCCCAAGACGUCGGUACUUUGGACGUGACCAACAACGUGAUCGACUUUGCCUUGGCGGCCACAGUGCACUUUUAUCCUCCGCUGAUCGCUGUAAAGGUGAGCCCCCACAAUGGCCCUGUUACAGGUGGAACUCCAAUUCGCCUCUACGGUGCCAACAUGCACUUGGUGUCGCUGUGUCGAUUUGAUCGUAUUUUGAUGCCCGUGACUCAUAUUCAACCCAAUGAGAUCGAGUGCACGACACCCCCGCAUGCCGCCGGUGUGAUUGAAGUGGCGCUGUCGGGCAACCACCGCGACUUCACGCCUGCGCUCGUUGGGUUUGAGUUCCAAUUAGUUCCCCAAGUCUCGUUGGUCCUUCCUCUGCAAGGCCAAGUCAAUUCGUUGGUUCAAGUGACCGGGUCGGGGUUUGUAUCCCCAGCUUGGUGUCGCUUCCACUCGGAGAUGGUCGAAGCGCAGGUGCUUUCGUCCGCGGCUUUGACAUGCAUGGCUCCCCCCCUUGUGCUGCCAGUGGUCAAUGGCAAAGUUCAAACCAAAGUGCCAGUUGAAGUGUCUCUGAACGAAGGGCAUGACUGGUCGUUCAACCAAGUCAUGUUUGAGUACGUUAGACCCUUUUCCGUACGCCGAGUGUCGCCCCUCGUCGGCUCAGAAAGUGGGCAAACAGCUGUACAUUUGUAUGGCCGUGGCUUCCAACCCUCCAAGCGCUAUACAUGCUACUUUGACACGAGUGAUGUCCUGGCGAUCUUUGUGUCGGCCAAGCAAUUGGUCUGCAAGACCCCGGCGCAUCUCCCCGGAACUGUCGCCCUCAUAUUAGCCGACGAACAAGCUAACACACAUUCCAUUCCGUUUGUGUUCCGAUACACGCCGGCCAUUACACUGCACGACGUGACGCCAUCGAUUGCAAGCUCCAACGGCGGCGACACGGUGUGGCUGGUUGGGUUGCACUUUUACUUCUCGUUUGCGAUGGCGUGUCAUUUUGACUCGACAGUUAUCCCUGCUGUGUUUUACAACGCGACGGCCGUGUCGUGCGUGACGCCGCCACACAUUUCCGGCGAUGUGACGCUGGGCUGGAGUGCGAACGGGGUCGACGUGGAGCCGUCCGGCUCGAUCUUGUUCACGUUUGUGGACCCCCCGGUGAUUGCUGCCGUGUCCAAGGUGUCUUCUGCGUUGGGGGAUGUCGUUCAAGUCACAGGCCGACAUAUUACGCCACAGACGGUAUGUUGGAUCGACGGAUAUGAGACACGGUCGGUGGUGGUGUCUACCAAUGCGAUCAAUUGUACUGUUCCGCCCCUGGAGAAUCGACCCACGGUUGGCACGUUGCAACUGAUUCGAGACACAUCAGUGCGUUCAAAUGUCGCUCGCCUUUUAUACAUGCUACCUGCCAUCGUUCGCAACAUCGUGCCACCUUUUGGGUCGACUCGUGGACGCACGCCGCUACGCAUCCUCGGGCAAAACUUCAACCGGUCGCUGCAUCUAGCAUGUGUCUUUUCUGCCAAUGCUACGUCUGCCGAACUCGAUCGAACGGUGGCGACGUUUGUGUCGCCAUACGAGCUGCAUUGCUUGUCCCCACCGACGCCCGAACCCCAAGCAAUGCAAGUAGCGGUAUUUCAGUAUGACGUGGCUGUCUCGUCCACUUCUGGAUCGUUUCGAACUAUCCCGUUCGCCCAAGUGUACCAAGUGACGCCUGACCAUGCAUUGCAUCGAGGGGGACAAUCAAUUGUAGUGCGAGGGGCGCAUUUCGUCCAGUCCAGCGCGUUGCGCUGUGCAUUCGGCACACAAUUGGUCCCUGCUGCGUACGUCAACUCGACGUGCGUGAGGUGUAUUGCUCCUGCGCAUGAGACAGGGUCCGUGGCCUUUGGAAUGAGUAACAACAACGUCGAUGUUGAAGCUACCGACGACGGCGUGCAGUUCACGUUUGUCCAACCUCUGUUUGUGCACAGUAUUUCGCCGGCCAGUGGUUCGGUUGUGGGCAACACGACGAUUGCGAUCACUGGCUCUGGCUUUGGACCUGCUCUGAUGUGUUGGUUUGGUGAUGUGUCAGUGGUCGCCGUCGUGACGUCCAACGCCAGCGCCGUGUGUGUCGCACCGCCGGCACAGAAAGACUUCAAAUCCACCAGCGUGAUGUUGGGGGUGUCUGUAGGCAGCCAGCCGCCCCUUGUGUUUGUCGAGUUUACGUAUGUCGUGACCAACCGCGUGGAGCGAUUGACACCGUCUCAGGCCUUCUCAGUUGGAGGGACGACGUUGAUGAUCCAAAUGACUCGAGCGACUCAAAAUGUGUCGUGUUGGUUUGGCAAUCAAUUACCCAUCGCAGCCACAAGAGUUUCGUCCACGCAAUUUGCAUGUGUUACCCCUUCAGCACCCGUCGGAAUUGUCAACUUGACCAUUACAAGCGGCACCCACGGCUCCAUGGACAUGCUUCCGUUUGAGUUUGUCCCGACGCCGAAAGUACUCAAUGUCGCCAAGCCAACCACUAGCCCUUUAAAUGGCGGUAGCGACAUUGAAGUCCUCGGGUUCCACGUCGAGUUUGUCCGCCAGUGUCUUGUUGGCGGGGCAGAGCCAGUCCCAGCUUAUGUCGUAGACCACAGUGUGCACUGCAUCAGUCCACCGCAACUCGAUCCUGGAUCGUACCCACUCGUCCUACUAUCCCCGUAUGGCAGCAUUGACACAACAUUCAGAGUGCAGUACGCCGAUGACAUUGCAGUUGUGGUCGCGGAAGGUUUUCCAGAUGAGUCCACACGUCCAGAAUUGCUUCUAGUGUUUCCAGACUCUGUUGAGACCAGUGGCGGAUCGGUGCUGCGAAUCCGCGGCCGUGGCUUUCAAAACAGUCGGUUCUUGGCGUGUCAAUUCGGCUACGACUCUGUGCCUGCCACGUACCUGUCGUCGACGCUCCUGACGUGCGUGGCGCCUCGCCAUGUGCCUGCGACAGUGGUGCUCGAAGUCACCUGCGACGGUGUGACGUUUUCGCUGUCGGGGACGGAAAUUCAAGUGGUACACGAUGCCGUGGUCACGCAACUGUCUCCCGGACACGGAACCCCCCACGGCAACACGUUGGUGACCAUCCAAGGCAGCCAUUUCCUUCCGAAUUCCCCGCACCUGGUGUGUCGCUUUGGACCUGUGCGAGUCCCGGCGACGUACGUGUCGUCGAAUGUGAUACAGUGCGCAACCCCCCCUCAAGAAGACACGGCCUCCAGUGUCGUCUUGGUGCACGUGUCCAAUAACAACGCGAGUUUUACCAGCCAUGGUCUGUUCUUCACGUACUCCCCCACCCCGUGGAUUUCCUCCAUUUGGCCAAUGCGAGCGACCCAAAUUGGAGGCACCAUUGUGACCGUUCGUGGCUACCAUUUUACACCUCGACAAGUGUUUUGUGUGUGGAACGUCUUGCCACAACGCACUAGUUUGGCUCAAGUCGUAACGGCCACGUUGCUGCGAUGCGUCACCCCUCGCAAUCUCCCUGUGGGGCCCCUGACCUUGCAACUAACUACAAACAACCAGGACUUGUCCACUGGUUUAAACCUCGUCAUUACUCCGAACGUGGUGCUUACAAAGCUCGUGCCGUCGAUUGGUCCAGCAUUGCGAGGGAGGACGUUGGUGCACGUCGUUGGGUCUGGCUUUGAAAACCAAGUGGAACUGUCGUGCCGGUUUGGAACUGCACAGGUCGCAGCGACGUUUAUAAACUCGACAUUGAUCCAAUGUGAGUCCCCGCCCCAUUCCGUAGGCACAAUUCCCCUCCAAGUAACUUGGAACGGCGUGGACGAAGCCGUGGAUGCUCUACCUUUUCAGUUUGUCGACGACUUGGAAGUUAGUGUGCUGACGCCUAUGCACAGUCUAGUUACAGGCCAACGCCCUGUGUUCGUCAAAGGACUGAACUUUCUCAACUCGAGUUCGCUCGCGUGUCGAUUCGGGGAGCUCAUGUCACCGGCCACCUUCAUUUCCUCAACCCUAUUGGUGUGCAUAGUGCCUUCUCGGGUAGGUAACUUGGUCGAUCCCGUGGGGCUGGUCUCGUUCGACGUGACAUGUAACGGUGUGGACUUUACAUCCAGUGGUCUUCAAUUUGAAUACCUCGGUGCAUGCCCUGCCUUGCGAUACUGCACUGACCACGACAUUGCCCUGGUUCCCAAUGGAACGUUCCCAGCGUCCGAUGGCCGCAACUUUUCGCAAUGUCCGCCGUCCACGUUUCAGCCUCGCGCCGGCCAGCCGUCGUGUCUUCCGUGUCCAGUUGGAUUCUACUGCCCAGACUUUGGCUUGUCGAAACCGAUUUUGUGUCCGGCGGGGUUUGUUUGCGACCGCCACGCGCUUCGCACGCCAGAAACCAUGUGUCCGGAAGGUCAUUAUUGUCUUCCGGGGACCAAGAGCACCAACGUGCUGGACUUCCAGAACCGAUCCGACUAUGUCGUGAAUUCUGAAACCGGCAUCACAACAUUUGAUGUGACGUCGCGGUCGUGGAGUGUCGUGCCUCGGCCAAGCCCAGCCACGGGGUCACGCCGUCUGGAGCAACCCCCCAACUUCGUGGACCCUCAGUGCCUCACUCGACAAUGCGAUUUCAACACGUCCAACCUCCUUGCUGAAAAGCCCUUUGUUUGUCCUUUGGGAACGUUCUGCCGCAGUGGCGUGUCGACUCCAUCGAUGCAACUCCAAAACUUCAGCUCCCCCCAGCCUUGUUUUCGAGGAUUUUUCUGUUCUAGGGGGUCCACGUCCCCCGAAGGCCAAGGGCCGUGUCCAUCUGGUUACUAUUGCCCGACCAUCACGGACGCCAUUGCGUGUCCACGGGGCUCGUACUGUCCCGGCGUCGGUAAUGUCAAGCCCAUCGCGUGCUACCCUGGGUCGUACCAACCGCUGGACACGCAACCCAUGUGCCAGUUGUGUCCGGUGGGGUAUAUUUGCCCAGGUUUCAACCGUACGGCGCCGGAGCUAUGCCCGGCAGGGUUUGUCUGCUCAUCUUGGGGGCUCAGCGUUCCCGUGGUCACAUGUCCGUCGGGGUUUUACUGUAACGAAGGCACGUGGUCCAGCGAUCCAGCCGAGCUCACCCAGCUCCGCCCGAUUCCUUGUUCGCGUGGAACAUUCUGCUACGCGGGGGUCAAGCAAGAUCUGACCAUCGACUGGCUUCCCAUUGCCCCUGAAGGAGCCACAGCCAAACAAACGUGCACGGAAGGAACGUUUUGUCCGGAGGGGACUGUCGCCAGUACACUGUGCUACCCUGGCCACUACUGUCCUCCGGGCACGCAAUUCCCAUUGCAAGUGCCAUUGGGCACGUUUUCUCAACGCGAAGGAUCGAUUGCCCCGACGUUGUGCUUCCCCGGAACUUUUUCCACGUUCAAAGCGAGCACAGAAUGCCGCGUUUGUCCGGCUGGGUACGCAUGUGCCGGCUAUGGCGUGUACAUUCCAUCCAUUUGCGCGGCAGGGUACUAUCGAUCGGUGGCGGAUUCCGUGACUUGCCGACUCUGUCCGGAAGGCACGUGGUCUCCAGACACCGGUCUUGCCGACAUUUCGUACUGCCAACCGUGUCCCGCCGGUCGUAUUUGUGGAUUCCAAGGGCUCAACAAUCUCAACCAGAGCAUUCCGUGCCCGUCGGGGUAUGUAUGCGGCGAAGCUACAACGCGGGAGCGGCAGUACUUUCACAUGUGCCCUGGUGGGUACCUCUGCGGCACGGAAACGACGCAGCCCAAGCAAUUUGACCACAUAUGUGCCAGUGGAAAUGUGUGCUAUCGAGGCACCAAGGACACGGAGAGCACGCGAUUCAACUGUCCGCAGGGGAGUUUUUGUCCGGCCGGCACGGCAGACCCCGGCGUAAAGGAGACGCAGUGUCCGCUUGGCACGUCGUCGCAGCCAGUGUCGAACGAAUUGACUGACUGCAGCAUCUUGCCUGUGGCCGUGUGCGACAAGUCGCCCGUCGACACGUCGUAUUACCCCGUGUUCUCGUACGUGUUCCAAGGCACGACAUAUCAGUACAACUCGCAGACCAACAUUGGCCGGACACCGGAGAUUCAAAUCCUCAAGAAAAUUCUGCCCGUGAACCUCAGUGCCAGCGCCGCGCCGUGGGUGAAUGACACCAUCGAUGUGAUCCGGUCCUGUCCGACUGUCGUGCCGAGCGUCGGCGGUACCCUCGUAACGAUCGUGGGCCGGAACUUUCUACCGUCCAACCGCCUUACAUGUGAGUUUCAGCUAUUGGGAGGCGAUCUUGUGUUCAUGUCUGUCCCCGCCGCCUACGUCAACUCUACUCGAGUGAUGUGCCGGACGCCGCCGUUCACGUUUGUCGCCGACUCGUCGCAGCUCGAGGCGGACGUGAUGGUCUACGUGACCAACUUUGGUGUCCAUCGCAGUGCCACGGGGGCGUCGAUCUUGUACACGUCGAAUCCAAUCACGGUCGACAUGGACUGUGGCUACAACGACGACGAAGAAGGGCCCCGGCCCAAAGCGCUCGGGUGGUUUGCCCUUCGCGCGUUUUCGCAAGCGUUUUUGUCGUUUGACUUGCGCGCGAUUCCAGCUGACAUGGUGUACGACGAGCAUUACAAGAUCGCCUUGUACGUGACGCCCAGUAUAUGCCAGGAUGAGCAAUGUGACGGGCGUGGGAUUCUGAAACCGCCAGGGGACGACACGGAGACGAGUCCAUGCCGCCAGCCGAUCGUGUUACCGUCGUGGAUUACGUCAUCCGACUUUGAACAGCGCACAGUCGUCAACUUGACGGUCAUGGCGCUCGAAGACAUGCUUAUCAAGCCCGAGAUUCACCUCCUGUAUGGGCUGUUCUUGGCUGCCGAGGACUUUUUCGUCAACACGACGCAAGUGGAUAUCACGUCGCCUGCCAGAGCCAACGUCACGCAAGGCAUCGUCGCCGACAGUCGACCCCUGUCGUCCGUGAUUUCGUUUGAAGAGCGCCUUGUCCCAAGGGAGUAUACGUUUGUGGCCAUCUAUCGCCAUGAGUACAGCCUGGUGACUCCCGUGCCGCUGAAUCUGCCGCCCCGAUUCGACCAAUUCGAGCGUGGCCGCGUGCUGAUCAAGGCCAACGUGUCUGUCGGCAGCGACCAGCCGAAUCUUCGAGAUAUUCCGACGCCCCUGCCCCUAAACUAUUGGAAACUCCCGUACGACACGCUCGAAACGACUGUCGCCAAGACGGCAAAGUACCGCGAAACGUUUCAAGGACUCAGUGCUGCCCACGACACGUAUGCUAUGGAGCAGGUCGUGCUGCCGUACUUGCCGUUCUUUUCGCAUUGCCGAACAUACGACUCGUACAUUCCAAUCUACGACCUGCUGGAAAGCCCCGUCGAGUGCCAGUUGCCAGGCUUGGAAGUGUUUGACCGGAACUGGUGGCGUCGAACGUUUCCGCCCAUCCCAAACCAAGACGACAUUCGGGUGGUCGCGCCCACAGACGUCCUCGAGGAACCUGUCGCAGAUUACUGCUACCGCCAACUUCAGUGCAAUUACGAAGAAGACUUGGCGUCCGUGGACGUCAACCCGAGGUGGUACGAGGCCAAGGACCUCACUCAUUUAUUUGACAUGUUGAACGAACCCGUCAUGUACGCGCAAUAUUUGCAAGGGGGCGACCUGUACAACACGUUGCUGGCCGCGGCCAACUCGGACAUUUUCGUGCCCGUGCUCGUCGAUCGAACUGCCGCCGAGCGCAUCGAGGGCGGGUGUCUGCUCCAGUGCUACCCUCGCAGCGUUACGCUGCAGCUAAUGUACUACCAAGUGACUUCGGAGCUCAAACGCUUGGUGUCGGCGACGCUGGUCUUUGAUGAAUUCGACAACGACGCCAGUGUGUCAGACUAUACGCUCAAGGUCGAGUACGCGCCGUUGAACUACAUUGAGCUCGUGAUCCACUUUGCGUUCGACCUGAACGUGUUCAUGGUGCUCUUCAGUUGCAUUGGGUUCACCUGCACAGCGAUUGCCAGUGUGUUUUGGCUCAUCACGCGCCUCACGACCAGAAUCCGGGACCCGCCCAAGUUGCGGUACUUGUCGUACCUGGCGCUGAUAGCCCCGCCCCCGACGAUCGGCAUCGUGCUGGCGUCCGUGCCGUGUGCCACCGUCAUCGGGGCGUUCUACCUCUUGCUAAAUGGCGACGUUUUUGGGGACUAUAAGGCCAACGCGUACCCGUGGUCGCCGUGGGGGUCCGAGUUCUGGGGCCUCGACAACAUGAAGAACCACUAUAUGGCGCUGCAAGUGGACCCGACGAUGGUGCAAACCCUUCGCCACGGCCGUGUGGGGCUAUGUUUUUUCAUCCUGGCCAUCUUCCUGCUGUGCGAAGGGGUGAUGAUCUUCAUCCCUCGUACGAUUUCCAUCUCGGAGCGAGCGGCCGAGGACAAGGGUGGCGACGACGAGUCACUUUGGAAGCCCACACCGUGGCGCCGCGCCAACGUCAUACUCACCUGCGCCGUGGUGUCACUGUUUCUAGUCAUGGUGAUCGAGUACUCGUUCUGGAUCGACUUUGGCGCCAACAUCUUUUACACCCAAUUGUCGUUUGAACUGGUCGUGCCGACCGUGAUCAUGGUCGUCGAUGCGUGUGUGAGCGACUCGCUGCUGUACGCCCCCAUCGUAUGCGUGAUUAACGUGAUCUUUGCCAUGGUGUUGAUGGCGGCGCCAGACUUUUUGGGGUUUGUGAUCGCGUCGUUCACGGCGUUCGGUCUCGUCCUCGUGCGCCGCGUGUACAUGAAGCCCACGUUUCAUGCCAUAGUCCAGACUCUCAAGGAGACGGCGGCGGCAUCGAAAGGGCUCGCCAAGCAAGCCGCCACAAUGAUGAGGUUUUACCUUGGACGAAAGCCAAAGAAGCCACCCGUGGCGGACGGAAAAAGCGCCGACGCGACCAAGAAAGAAGACGACCCCCCCCUGCCUCCCAAAGUGGACACCGACGACGGCGGCGGCGCGACCGUGGAACCUAUCAUCGACUGCUGCAUGGAGUACACGAUGACGACCCUGGCCAUGUUCUUCCAGCCGAUUGUAAUUGCCCUGCUCAUGGUGUUUCGGGCCGAAACCUCCAUGUCUGACAACUGGAGCAUCCGCCACCAAGACAUGGAGUACUACUUUUUCUACUUUACGCUGUUGAUUCCGUUCCGGUUGUUGGCUGACGUGUUCAUUCUCCACGUGAUCGAGCUGUUUCGCGGGUGGAAGCUGUAUGAUUACUUUGUCUACUGCCGAUACCGGUUCAUUCAGCGCGAACAUCGAUGGAAGGGUAUGGAACACAACCUGGACGAGUGCAUCGAGCAGGGCGUGCGCCACUUGGAUCAAAUGUGCUUUUCGUCGCAGUACUACUUUAUGUGCGCGAUUCAAACGUGGGGCAUGCUGAGCCUCAUCUUGGCGAUUGAAAUCAUGGUGCGCAACCAGUACAACAUGUUUGGCGACCCCGCCGCCAUCUACUUGAUUCCGUUCAUGCUGUCCGUGUGCGUCUUUACACGCAACAUGUGCCUGUACAUUUCCCGCAAGUUUGCCAUGUACAAACUCCGCCACGAAAACACGGCGUGGCACAACGCCCCCGACGACGACGACAGCGGCGUCCCCGACUGGGAAGAGCUCGAGCGGAUCAAGGGGGCAUCCCACGAAGCCUUCCUCAUGAACCAGCGCCUCACGAGUGAGACAUUCCGAUUCAAGUUUCUCAACUACAACCGCCCGUGGAUCGUCGCCCAGCUGCCCAACAUUCUCACCCCGAGGACUCUCCGACGCGCGCGGCCAUACUUGAUCACUCAGUUUUCCAAGAUCCUCAGCAGUUUGAACCCAAAUGUGUCGGACGAUGACGACGACGACGGCAAGCCGCAUUUUGGGCCUGUGUCACUGAACGCGCCAUCUCGCGACCUCAUUCGCCUGUGGCUAGCCAAGGCGAGGCGGAGGCUACGGCUACGUCUGGCGGUGCAGCCGCUGAUCAACGCCGCUCGCAAAGUCGAGUGCGAAAGCUGCCUGAGUCGGCGGCAACUCCAGGUCGAAAUGGUCAUUCCCAUCGAAGUCAUGGGCGACAAGUUUGAGCGUUCGUUUCCAAGCGACGAAUUCGACGUGGCCGAGUGGAAAAAGUACUUUGCACAGCACCAAAAGUUCAAAACGCUGUGUCUCAGCUGCCUCGCCAAGCAAAAACUCGAGAUGCGCAUGCCCGCGCUCGGCUCCACCGGCGACCACGCCGACGACGACGAAGCCGCCGCCACUCUCGGCUUUGGACAGGUGUACCUAACCGCGGCCUCCCGCGCCCUCAUGCUCAAGUGGUACCGCCUCGGCCAAGAUCGUGUGUUUGGCAAGACCGGCAAGCGUCGCGCCGUCGCAAACGUGAGCGACGACGACGAUGACGUGGCGACGCGUGGGGCCAUCUGGGCGAAUCGCCCCGUGCGUCUGAAUGCAGCGUCGACGGCGGUUGCGCUGAAAUGGAUGGUCAGCGCGCGUUUGAAUCUCAAAGCCAAAGUGCAGGGCAAAAAGGUCACGCCGUUGGAAACGUCGGCCAAGCCCAAGCGAAAGAAACCCCCGACCAAGGAAACCAUGAAGGCCCAGCGCACAAAGCGCAAGUAGAUGAUAACUCCCAACAUACAGACUCGAGCAUGGGACGGC
Molecule: messenger RNA, 26555 nt
Organism: Aphanomyces astaci
Lineage: Eukaryota; Oomycota; Saprolegniomycetes; Saprolegniales; Verrucalvaceae
Exons: 9
Coding region: 66-26516 (8816 amino acids)
Source: RefSeq, a predicted model, not a curated record